AUGGAGGAGAGGAAGAGGAAGUUUGUUUGCAAGUAUUGCUUAAAGAGAUUUCCAUGUGGAAAAUCUCUUGGUGGUCACAUCAGAACCCACAUGACUGAAGAAAGAACUCAUGCUGCUGCUGCUGCUAUUGCUGCUGCUGCUGCUGAUAUCAAGAGAGAUUUUGAACCUGUUGUUGCUCUUAGUGAUGGUGGAAAUGGAAACCCUAUUUAUGGUCUUAGAGAGAAUCCCAAGAAAACAAUCAAGUUUGUGCAUUCUCAUAAUCAUGUUGCCUCUGCCGCCGCUGCAACCACUGCAUUGGAACAUGAAAUGAUCAAAUUUUGCAAAGAAUGUGGGAAAGGUUUUCCAUCAUUGAAAGCUCUUUGUGGUCACAUGGCUUCUCAUUCUGAGAAAGAGAAAAAGAUCAAGGAGGAUACUCAAUCUGAUGAUGAUGAUGAUGAUGAUGAUACUUGUGUUGUUGCUGCUUCAACAAUGAAUCUAAGGAAAAAUAAGAGAAGAAUUAGGUUCAAGUCUCUUACUCUUUCAAACCAACCUUCUUCUUCGUCUGUUAAUGGUUCUUCAUCUGUUUCAGAGAUGGAACAGGAACAAGAAGAGGUUGCUAGGUGUUUGAUGUUAUUGUCUAGAGAUUUUUUUAGUCAUAAGGGUCGUUUUGUUUCUGAAUCUUCCAAUAACAACUCGGUUCUUCUAGAGACCAAAUCCAAGAUUGUUAUCAGAAAUGGUAACAAACUUGUUUCUAGUAAUGCUCAUGGAUUUGUUGAGGAGAAGAAGAAGCUGAAGUCUGUUGGUGGGAUUGGUAUUUCAAUUAAUUCGGAUUCGACAGCUUUCAAAUAUGGUUCAAAGAAGAUCAAAAUUGUAGAUUCAAAUGUUUCAAAAUACGAAUUCAAGAGGCCAAAGAUGGAAGAAGAAGAUAAGUCUAGAUUUGAGAAUUGCAGAAAGAAAGCAAAAUAUGAAGAAUUGGAUCAUGAUAGGAAGUUUGAUUCGAGAAAGAAAGCAAAAUAUGAAGAAAUCUAUGAGAGUGAUAGAAAAAGUUUGAAAUAUGAGUUCUUUAGGAGUGAAAAAGACAAACAUUGUUCUUAUGAUUCAAUAACAGAUGAUGAGAGUGAUGAACAAAAAAGUUCAGAAAGUGAUUCUUUUUCUGCUGCAAAAUCUCAUAACAGUAAAUUGGUGAAUAAAAAGAAAUCAAGCAACAAGGGUAAAAAGAAGAAGAAGUUGAAGUCAAAGAAAAGCAAAGAAUAUGAAUGUCCAAUUUGCUACAAAAUUUUCAAGUCUGGACAAGCAUUGGGAGGACAUAAAAGAUCACAUUUUGUUGGAGGAUCUGAAGACAACACUUUUGUGAUCAAACAAAGUGUUGCUCCUUGUUUGAUUGAUCUUAAUCAACCUGCUCCUGUUGAUGAAUAAGGAAAUGGCCAAAUGGGUUAAUCUUGGUUUUUACUUUUACUUCAUUUUUUGAAAGUUCUUCUUCAAUUGAGGUACCUUAAUGAAUAUUAUCUUUAAGUUUAAGAAUUAUUACUUUUUA
This is a messenger RNA of Trifolium pratense (red clover), 1513 nucleotides long. RefSeq lists its product as uncharacterized. The transcript has a single exon. NCBI's taxonomy places the organism in Eukaryota, Viridiplantae, Streptophyta, Magnoliopsida, Fabales, Fabaceae. The record is from RefSeq and is a predicted model, not a curated record. The coding region runs from base 1 to 1395 and encodes 464 amino acids.